AUGGGUGUGCAUUCAUUUUGGGAUAUUGUUGGUCCCACUGCAAGACCGGUUAAAUUGGAAUCCUUGAAAGAUAAAAAAAUGGCUGUGGAUGCAUCAAUCUGGAUAUAUCAAUUUAUUAAAGCAAUGAGGGAUUCGGAAGGAAAUGCUAUCAAGAAUUCACAUAUUACAGGGUUUUUUAGAAGAAUAUGUAAAUUGUUAUAUUUUGGUAUUAAACCUGUUUUUGUAUUUGAUGGUGGUGUUCCUGCUUUAAAAAGAGAUACCAUCAAGCAAAGAAAUGAAGUUAAACAAGGGAAACGAGAUAGUGCACAACGAACUGCUAGAAAAUUGUUAGCUUUACAAAUGCAUAAGAAUUCUGGUAAUAGUAAAAAUAAUGAACAAAAAAAGGAUACCAAAACAUCAGAUUUAGUGUUCAGACCCCAGGAUGAUUGGGAUUUGCCCAAUAUUGAAGGAUUUAAAGUUUCAAGAAAAGAUACAAGAGUAAAUUUAAACUAUGAAGAAGAGAAAAAGAAAAGGAAAAGAGAAAGUUUAGUAAUGGAGGAUACUAUUGAUAACUUGGAUUUAGAUUCGAUAGAUCCCACAUCAGAAGCAUUUGAAGAGUUACCUAAAAAUCUUCAAUAUCAAUUACUAUCUAACCUACGUCUAAAAUCGAGACUAAGAAUGGGUUAUUCUAAAGAACAAUUAGAAAACGUCUUUCCAGAUAGUCUGGAUUUUUCAAAAUUUCAGAUUGAUAUGGUGAAAAGAAGAAACUAUUAUACUCAAAGAAUCAUCAAUAUGACAGGUUAUCAUGAUGGUGGUGCAUCGAAACUUAAUGAUGAAAUAGUCAAUAGAAUUUCUGGUCAAAAGAACAGGGAGUACAAGAUAACUAAGACUGAGAACGGUUGGACCCUGGGUUUAGGUGAAUAUGAUGGUUCUGAAGCCAAAAAGGCAAUUUUACUUGAUGCUGAAAGUCAAAUUCCUGAAAAUAAUAAAACGAUAUCUAAUCACCUUAUGGGUAGAAGUUCUGGCUUAAAUGGUAAUGAAGAUCGUGAUAUCAAAAAGAAGGAAGAUGACGAUGAAGAUGACGAUGACGAUGAUUGGGAAGAUGUAGCAUUAGCGCCAACUGUGGUUAAAGACACAUUCGACUAUUCGUUAAAGGCAGGCCGAUUACCGGAGCUUGAUAAAACUUCUCAAAUAGUAGGAAGUCAAGCAUUUUUAGAUAAAAUACCUAUCGAGCAAUCUCCAGUUAGUAGAGAUAGGCCAACUGCAUCUUACAAAGUCAAAGUUGCUGAUGAAGAUGAUGUGAGUAGUGAAGAUGGAGAUUAUGAUGAAUAUACGAAACAGUUUGAAGAGAUUGAAAUGAUGGAAGCCUUUCAAAAAUCAAAGCUUGAGCAAUUCCGAAGAGAGAAAUUGGCAAAAGAACAACAAGAAAAAUUAGAGAAGAAACAAGAGCAACAAAAAAUAACUAAAGAAACGUUAAAACAACAUCAGAAUAAUCUAGAUAAAGGAAAAGACAACCAAAAUUUUCAUAAAGAGACUGAGGGUGAACAAAAUUUACGAAUUAUAUUAGAUAGGUCAAACAAUUCAACUGUCUUGAAUGGUAACUCAUUUCUAUUUGGUGGACCCUCUAUUUCUAAUGAACAUAAUGAGGAAGCAAUAGAUGAGCCUGUAGUAGAAAACACUAUUCCUGAAACUCCGAGCUGGUUUGGCAAUAUUGAUCGUGUAGAUACUGUUUCCGAACCAAAUGUAUCAAACCCUUUCGCAAAUACCAACUUUGUAGAAGAUAAGGCCGAACCAAUAAAUGGAUCUGAGAAAAUGAGGGAUAAUCGUCAGUAUGAAUUAGUUAUGGGAGCGAAUGCUCAAUAUUUAGUAGACGAACAAAUGAAACUACAAGAUAAAAGCCACGUUGCACUAAACAUUGUGACUGAAAAAGAUAAUAAACUAUCCGAUAAUAUAAUAAGUAUAUCGGAUACUUCUGAUUCAGAAAUAACCCAAGAAAUAUCUAACAGCGCCGAUAAAGCUAUAGUUGACAAUAAUAGUUCUUCGGACAAUUCAGGAAACAUUUCCAAUAUAUUCGCAAAUUCAGUUCAGAAUGAUAAGGCUAAGCCAACGAUAUUUGAAUACGAAUUCUCAGAGGAUGAAGAAAAUGAUCUGGCCGACAAUAUUAGGCAAGAAGAAAAAGAUUUUGAUACUUUUAGAAAUGUUGAUUUAUUGCAUAAUUAUCAACCAAAUAAAGAGGUGGCGGAUACUGCUUUCUUAGAAGAUGAGUUGUUUAAACAACAAGUAAAGGAGAAAAGAGAUUCUGAUGAAGUUACACCCGACAUGGUCACUGAUAUUCAAGAUAUGUUAAGUCAAUUUGGUAUUCCUUUCAUUACAGCCCCAAUGGAAGCUGAAGCACAAUGUGCUGAACUUUUACAAUUAAAUCUUGUGGAUGGAGUGAUUACAGAUGAUAGCGAUGUAUUUUUAUUUGGAGGUUCUAAAAUUUAUCGGAAUAUGUUUCAUGAUCGAAAGUACGUAGAGUUUUAUGAUUCUGAGAGGAUUACAAUAGACUUAGGGCUGGAUAGGAGAAAUAUGAUUGAUUUGGCGUUGUUAUUAGGGAGUGAUUACACUACCGGUCUUAAAGGUAUGGGGCCUGUCUCUAGUAUGGAGGUAAUUGCGGAGUUUGGUGAUUUGACAAAAUUCAAGCAAUGGUAUGAGGAAGGACAAUUUGACAGUGAAAAGCUUUCAAAGGAGAAUAAAUUUGAAAAAGAUUUAAGAAAGAGGAUGGUGAAAAACGACAUAUUGUUAGAUAGUAAUUUUCCAAGUGAGUUAGUCGUGGAUGCAUAUAUGAAUCCCGAAGUCGAUCAUGACACAACACCGUUUGUGUGGGGAUAUCCGGCUAUUGAUAUGCUAAGAAAUUUCUUAGAAGACCAUUUAGGAUGGACUCAAGAAAAGACUGAUGAAAUUUUACUACCUCUUAUGAAGGAUAUUAAUAGCAGGAAAAAGAAUAAGCAAAGAUCUAUCACCACCUUUUUCCCAACAGAAUAUAUUACCAACCAGCAAGUUGCGAGUGGAGGUAAAAGAAUUUUAACAGCUACUUCAAAAUUGAAGAAGAGGAAAACCAAAAAAUAA
This is a messenger RNA of Maudiozyma saulgeensis, 3087 nucleotides long. Lineage: Eukaryota; Fungi; Ascomycota; Saccharomycetes; Saccharomycetales; Saccharomycetaceae. The record is from the annotation of a GenBank genome assembly.